AUAUGGGAUGCACGGCCGGAGCCGGAGACAUAAGCAAAGUAAACAACCAAGGAGAAUGAGGACUACACUGGCAUUGACGCUGCUGUUCGGCUGCCUAACAGCGAGCUUUGUGAAAGCGACGGAUGUGAAGAAUCCUGAAGAAAUUAUGAAAAAAUGCGUGACCGAUUUGGGAGUGACUGAGCAGGACGUUUUGGAUCUGAAGCUGGGCAAGGUGAAGCCGGCAGACGUCAAGGACAACGUGAAGUGUACCGCCCAGUGCGUGAUGGUGGCAAGUGGAUAUAUGGAUGCGAAAGGAAACCUGCUGAAGGACAAGAUCAAGAAGCAAUACGCCGACCAUCCCCAAAAGGAUGUAAUUAAUAAGGCCCUGGAGGUCUGUGGAGGCGUAAAGGGAGCCAAUGCCUGCGACACCGCUUUCCAAAUCGUCUACUGCGUCCAGACCCAUGGCCACUCAUUCCAAUAAGACACUGUUGCCAAAAACAAAAUACAAUUAUAGAACCAAAAACAUAAAAAUUCAAAAACUGGCAUAAUAUUCCAGUAUAAUUUUGUUGCUAAAGAGCAUAAAGAAUAAUAGCAGCUAUUCAUGUUAAUAUACAAUCAUUAGUUAGCAAAAUAUCUCUUAAGAGGAGGCAUAAUAAAGAAUUUCAAAACUAC
Messenger RNA from Drosophila pseudoobscura, 651 nucleotides. It is a transcript of the gene Obp56g, whose product is annotated as Odorant-binding protein 56g. The coding region runs from base 8 to 460 and encodes 150 amino acids. Gene Ontology annotation, molecular function: odorant binding. Lineage: Eukaryota; Metazoa; Arthropoda; Insecta; Diptera; Drosophilidae. The record is from RefSeq and is a predicted model, not a curated record. Gene Ontology annotation, biological process: sensory perception of smell. The transcript is spliced from 2 exons.